AUAAAAGGAUAUUUUGAUUGCCUAAAUCACAAGAUCAGGGAGUAGGUCAUCAUAUUAAUCCGAGUCUGUGCGGAAUUAACAUUUAAAACACAACUAAACGUUUGAAACCUAAAGCUACUGUACUAGAACUCAUUCGCGCGUUUCACCAAUAUUCACCAAUAUUUCUACACAACUAAAUCGCUGAGGUGUAAAGUGCUUCGGAGUGCCGGGGUGUGAAAUGUAUCACCUCAGGUUGGUUUACAGUGGUGCUGAUAGGAACCAGGCAUCACGAUGUCUACAGCACAGUUUCAUUUACCGUCCAAAACCACCAGUGAAUCGGUGUCUUCAGGGCUUUUGUGUGUACUAAUGGUCAAAUAGUGGUAAAUAUACAGGAGUGUGUUUUAUUUUUUGAGCUAUUUUGCUUGUAACUGCACGCAUUUGUUUGAACUAUUUCGCCUUAUGGGGGUGAACCUCGCAUGUAUCCCUCCGCCAUGAACCCAUUAAAAAUACGGUUAGACCAAAAUCUCUCAAAACUACAGUAAAGCAGUGUCUGAGAUUCAGGCAGCAUAUCUGUAACGAUUCUGAGCAACAGUUCUUGUGUUGUAGUUUUUGUGGUCCACAGUGAACCAAAGAAAAAUCGACAGAAUUUCCUUUUAUAAUGAAGAAUGGCUAAAUCGCCUCACUUCCCAUUGGCGGAGAGAGGGUGGAGCCUGAGCCUACCUGAGAGAGAGAGAGAGAGAGAGAGAGAGAGAGAGAGAGAGAGAGAGAGAGAGACUGACUAACUUCUCCACUCCAGGAAGUGAACCCUCUCGGGAGAGAAGCAAGGAUUUCAGUUCAGCUUUAAUGGCUCAGUCUUACUGAGCUACAGGGAGCAGAAUAAAUAAUGCGGAGUUUGAGUUUCAGCCUCGUGUUUCUUCUGUCUGGAGUUCUGCGGUGGAUCUCAGUCUCAGGGAAUCUGACGCUCACCAUAACCCCUCGCAGUGGUGCCACCGUCCACAUCAACAGAAGUCAGACUGCACAGUCAAAGUGUGAAGUUUGUAUUGGAAAGUUGUGCCAGCACUCUGUGACUCUCAUAAACAACACAGAGGUGGUAUUCAACUGUGCACAUCCAGAGGACAUCUUCACAGUGGAGAUUGUUAAACAGAUCGUUUGUUCCAAGACAUGCAAUGAGAAUAUCACCUCAGAGGAGUAUCCCUCUCUUCAAAACUUCAGCCGCACAUUCACUUGGAAUGUAUCCACCCAAGCCCAGAAGGCUUUCAGCUUGAACUUCACCAAAGCUGGUUUAAGGCAGAUCCGACCCACGGAGAGCUGUCAAGACAAACAUGUCUACACGGUCUCCGCAGGCAGGACCACACUUGGGAGAUUUUGUCGCCAUGGGACCAUCAAAGGGAUGAAGGUGUCUAACGAAGGCAGUGUGUCUUUGCAGGUGCCUGGAAAGGGACAGAUGGACCCAACAACCUUUGACAUUUCAGUGGGAGAUCACAUACCAUUGCUUCCGAUUAUCCAAGUUAGCCUGCCAGAGGAAGAAUCAUCACAGGAAUUCCUCUCCCCAAACUACCCAGACAGCUUUCCUGACAAUGAUUUAGUGACAUGGUCCUUCAGAGUCCCUCCUAAAUACUACACAACAGUGCGUAUUCAAAACUACACUGAUCCCAAGUGCCAAAGGAAGGAUGCACGACUGGAGUACCAGUUGUAUUUCAAGAGAGUGGUGAAAAAACUGAGUGAAACCCAGCUGUCUGAGUACCAGGGCUCCUUCAACCUUUCCCUGCAGAACUGUCCGAUGCAGCCCUCCUCUGCUCUCUCGCUCCAUUUCAGCAUCUCUGCUAUCAAGAGAGGCAGUGAAGUGCGAUGUAAUGUAGAUCUGAGGAAGGAGAAAGAGCUGCAGAUACAUAUAAAGAAAAGGAAACCAAAAUCAGCCUGCGUCUUAAAACUAAAUUCACAGAUCCAGGAGACAGCCACAAUCUUUUCGUCAAGGAUCUCGUACCUAUCAUUCUAUGACUGCGCAGAGGAGGACCUGCUGUUAAACAUAAACCAAAACAUAGCCUGUCAGCAGCAAACAGACUGUGCACCUCCUGAAUUUUCUCUAAGGGUCCCUGUGCUAGAGAAGUGUCUCCUGGGAGUUCUGCAGCAAGUCACUUGGCGUCUGUACGUCCCACAGCAUGGCGCAGUGGAGCUGAUGUUUCCCUUGGGCAGCCAGCAGCAGUCUCUGGCUGGCCAGACGUGCAACAGCAGCGUACUCCUCACCGUGACUGAACAUGAGCAGGGGAACAUCACUGUUGGGCAGUUUUGUCCUCAGGGGCCCAUUCACAAAGUGCAGAUCCGAUCCAACAUCACAGUGACUGCCUCCCCUGUAGACAGCAAUGACCUGCGGCAGAUAACGUAUGCCCUUUUAAAGGGUUCUUUCAUGGAAACAAUAAAUGAGCACUACAUUUUCACCGUCUUGCCGAAAAAGGACACGUCAGUGCUGUUGGCCACUCCAGCAUGGCCGGUGGGAAUGAGGCCAUACUCCACGGUCUCCUGGAUUGUCUCUUUUCCUUCACAGCUUGAAGCUCAAGUGGUGUUUACCAACGUCAGCCAGGUCAGUUGUCCGAAUCAACACAAAGGCAUAAAAGUGCAGAAGCAGGGCUCCCGUGACGAGACUUACAGUUGGAGGAUUGGUGAGAAGCUUAAGGAUGUGGUGGUGGAAGAAAGCUUCUAUCUCAAUAUGUCUAACUGCCGGCCGUCGAAAGGAUCCUUCAGUGUGGUCAGCCAAAUCACGUUACUCAAGCGCAAAAACAAGAUUUUGAGCAUCACUCUGAGUGUUUUGAGUGUUUUGUUGGUGCUGGUGGUGGCUGUAUUGGCUGUGGUUUGUAUCAUUAACAGGAAAAAGAAGAAGCAGGCCGCUCCUGAAGUUUCCGUCUACAAUCCCAACGGACAUGCCUUCCUACCAGGCCUCCAUGGAAUUCCCAAGACAACGGAGGAUGAGGACGUUCAUAUUUAUCAUUGUAUUGAUGACACCAUGGUAUAUGGGCACCUUCUUAAAGACGGAACUGAAAUGAAUCACUUUGAACCAGCUGUGGAUUCCUACCAGGCCUUUACAGGACCAACAGAAAGGCAGCCAUUAACAGAGCCAGAGGUGGGAGUCUACAGACUUUUUACUGGGUCACAAAGUGCUCCAGAAGUGCCUGAUAGAGCCCCAGGGCAGGGCAGAAACCCUUUCAGUAAAGACCAGCAGAUAGCUGAUAAAGAGAUCAAUGGGGAUAACUCUGCCCAGAAUGAGACCAACACCACACAAGACUUACAGACAGCACCUAUUGCACAGCCUAAGGAGUACGAUUCUUAACAGGAUGAGUUUGAGGAAGAACACUUAUGCACUAAAAGCCAGCAUACAGGAGGGCAUGGCUGAGCAUGUUGCUGGAAUUAUUUUGGAUUUUGAUUAGUGUGAUUUUUUUUUUUUUUUUUUUUCUUUCUUUCUUUUUUUUUUUUUCUUUUUCCUCUUUAAUUUUACCUGUGAGGCUGAUGGUAACUUUUUGUCCUAAUCUCAGUCCUUUUUUAACGUGUUCUCGGCAGCUUUGACUCAACACUGCAGCACGAGGAGGAGGGGACAGUGAGGAGCAGAUUUUUCAAAUGGAACAGGACAGCCAUAGAAUGUUUGAAUAAUUGCCUUGUGGUGUUAAAUUGUAAUGUACUGUCUUUACUUUAGUUGCUGUUAGCUGUGUAGCUUUUAGCAUUCUCAAUUUCAAGCUAGCAGAGUUGUUUCAGAAGUCAUGUAUGAAAUGGAAUAGCCACUUAAAUCCCAGCGAAUGUUAUGAAUGUUUUGAAAUAUUAAGCAUGUUAAACGGCUCUGUCCAAUAUUAUUUCCAGGUUGGAAAAGGGGUAUGUGUCAGGUCUGGUGCUUGCUGAUGCUUCUGUUCUUUUGAACCCUUGUCCCUCCAAGGGUGCAUCUACCACCCUUCACUUGAGCUAUGACACCAAUGGAAAGGUGCUUAAGAUACUAUUGUGGAGGAGAAAUUGGGAGACCAAGAAGAAAAUGGUGGUGUGCAGGUAGGCAGGUUCCAGAUGACCUGGUUCAUGUUAAUACCACUAUGUUCAAUUACUCUGGAUUGUAGAAGAAGUUUGUUGUGAAGUGUUUGUCACAGCAUUGUAAACAUCUACUAGAUGUCUAAUAGUUUGAGGACACCUGCUCAUUCAGCAUUUCUCCUGAAAUCAAGGAUAUUAAUAGAGAGUUGGUCCUCCUCUGCUGCAGUAACGGCCUCUAUUCUUCUGAGAAGGCUUUACAUAAGAUGUUGGAACUAUGCUAUGAGGAUUUGCUUGCAUUCAACCACAAGAGUAUUAGUGAGGUCAUGCACUGAUGUUGGAUGAUUAGUUCUGAAUCACAAACUCCACUCUAACUCAUCUCAAAGGUAUUGGAUGGAGGAGCUUCACAGCCCAAUGCCGGGGGACUUUAUACUUCUCUAGCCAAAGCGUGGCCUUGUGCAUGGUGAUCUUAGGCUCAUGGGCAGCUGCUCCAGAGUGCUCCUUUGAUUAGAGGUGGUGCCUGGAUCCAUUUGGACAUGGAGUGUAUGUUCAUGCUGGUUUCAUUUGGAAAGUUUUUUUUUCUGUAAUGUGUUUCUUGUUAUUUACAAAACUGAAGCUUUUAUUUUAACUGUGUAAAUGUAAAAAUGUGCCUUUACGUUAUUCUCACUCAUUGAGUCAUCAGUCUUGUUCAUGUGGGUUUAUAACUCUUAAGUUGUACUCCAGUUGUAUAAAGAUGUCAAUGACCAACACAAGUGGCCAAACUAAGUUCUAAAUUCACAAAAUGGCUAACAUAAGCUUUUACAACACUGAAGUUAGACAGGCACCAGAUGUAUUAAGUAUUUAAUAUAAAACAUGAAGAAACAAUGUUACAUUGUGGACUUGGUUUAUGCAGGUAAUACAUUUUAUAAAGAAAUACGGCAUUUAAAUUGUGCCUUUAUUAAAAGUAAAGUUACAUACAUGGGAAAAUAUGUCCAAAUAUUUGUAUGAGUCAAGAUUUGUCACACAUGUUACUGAAAGUGCACAGAACAGAUUGUAAAGUCUUUUGGGAGAAACCAGAACUAGAUUACAUAACUCUGGCUCUGAGUGUGAAAUGAAGUCCUUUGUUUUAUUAUUGUGAUUUUUCUGUUUUAAGUCAUUAUUCCAUGAUUAAUUGUUUGGAUUUUUUUUGGUAGAGUACAUUAAGAGUGGAGGUGCAGAAAAAUUCACUCUUGCUAGCAACAAAUUUUAUUGUGAUUCUUUCCAGCAGUGUAAACAAGUUACGUAAUGACUGAAAAGCAAAAGGGCGUGAAACAGGCUGGCUGACCUGGCUAUAAACAUGAAUUCUGCAUGAAUACAAA
Messenger RNA from Pygocentrus nattereri (red-bellied piranha), 5312 nucleotides. RefSeq names its product CUB domain containing protein 1a (gene cdcp1a). Bases 863 to 3301 code for a protein of 812 amino acids. The transcript is spliced from 9 exons. The record is from RefSeq and is a predicted model, not a curated record. NCBI's taxonomy places the organism in Eukaryota, Metazoa, Chordata, Actinopteri, Characiformes, Serrasalmidae.